Messenger RNA from Myripristis murdjan (pinecone soldierfish), 2780 nucleotides. RefSeq names its product RanBP-type and C3HC4-type zinc finger containing 1 (gene rbck1). Gene Ontology annotation, biological process: proteasome-mediated ubiquitin-dependent protein catabolic process; positive regulation of canonical NF-kappaB signal transduction; protein linear polyubiquitination. Bases 173 to 1747 code for a protein of 524 amino acids. Lineage: Eukaryota; Metazoa; Chordata; Actinopteri; Holocentriformes; Holocentridae. Gene Ontology annotation, molecular function: ubiquitin-protein transferase activity; ubiquitin binding. The transcript has 13 exons. Gene Ontology annotation, cellular component: LUBAC complex. The record is from RefSeq and is a predicted model, not a curated record.
AGCAGAAAACAGAUACAAGGGGGGAAAGUGCCUUGUCAUUAAUAUUCUCUCGUCAAACUGGACUGCGUAGCCAAGUGUGGGUCUGCUCUUUGCUCCAAAUCGACCAGGAAGGAGGUUGUGGCGGCUGAACGCGGGCAGAGCUGUGUGAAACAGGCAUUGGAGAGGUCUGGUCAUGGCUUCUGAAGUUGCUGUCGCAGUCCGAUUAAAGGAGGCAGAGAAACUGGCUCAGUGCCUGAGUGAAGCCAUCAGCGGUGGGGACGGACAGGAGGCCGUCAAGCUGUCACAGAGGCUGUCAGAGCUCUGUGUCCCAGUGUCUGUCAGUGUCCAGAGUCAGGCCUACCCUCAGGACUCCUUACGGCUGAAGGUGGGAGUGGAGGAUGCUCAGUCAGAUAACUACAUCCCAGUGACAGUUGAUGUUUCUCCCAACAUGACAAUAGCACAGCUCAAAGACAAGAUCAACCAUGACUACGGGUUCCAUCCUUCGCUGCAGCGCUGGGUGAUCGGCAAGCGGUUGGCACGGGACCAAGAGACGCUGUUCAGCCACGGUGUCCGUCAGAACGGAGACCAGGCGUUCCUGUUUAUCCUUUCUGCCCAUGCCGCUCAUCUGUCACGGCAGCAGCAUCAGCUGGACCAGGAGCAACACCUCCUAGAGGGCAUCAUGGAGUCGAUGUCUCUCAUGCCCAGAGGUGCGGGGGCAGGUGUGGGUGAGAAGACGCCUCCUCCCCCAGAGACUCCUCCUCCUCUUCCUCCCAGAACACCUACUGUCACUAAACCUGCUGUCCCUCCCAAACCUCAGCUGGGUUGGGCCUGCAGCCACUGUACUUAUGUGAACAAGCCAACGCGUCCCGGCUGUGAGAUGUGUGGAGGGGAACGACCAGAGGACUACCAAGUGCCUGACAUCUACCAGCCAGAUGAGGAAGAGAUGGUGCGCAUGCAGCAGGAGGAGCUGGCCAUGUUGCAGUACGAACAGUCUCUGGUGGACGAGCGAGAGAAGAACUUCCUUUCCCUGCUGGAGACGGAUGAUCACAGCCUCGUCACCAACCCUGGAGAGAUCGAUUGUCCCAUCUGCUUCGGUUCUUUGGAGCCAGGGGAGAGUGUCAUGCUCAGAGAGUGUCUGCAUAGCUUCUGCAGGGAUUGUCUGAAGCAGACCAUAUUGAACAGUCAGGAUGCUGAAGUGUCUUGCCCAUUCAUGGACAAUGACUACAGCUGUGAAAGCACGCUACAGGACCGAGAGAUCAAGGCUCUCCUAACAGAAGAGGAGCACCAGAAGUUUCUGGAGUUGCGCCUGAGCAUCGCAGAAAGCCGCUCGGAGCACAGCUUUCAUUGCCAGACCCCCAACUGCGCAGGCUGGUGCAUCUACGAAGAUGAAGUGAACGAGUUCCACUGUGAACUCUGCAACGAAACCAACUGCAUUCUCUGCAAGGCCAUCCAUAAGGACAUGAACUGUAAGGAGUACCAGGACGACCUGCGCAUCCGAGCAGAAAAUGAUCUGGCGGCCAAGCAGACUAAGCAGAUGCUGGAGGGCUUGCUGCAGAAUGGGGAGGCUAUGCACUGUCCUCGCUGCGACGUCAUCGUCCAGAAAAAAGAUGGCUGCGAUUGGAUUCGCUGUCUGAUGUGCAAGACAGAGAUCUGCUGGGUCACUAAACAGGCUCGCUGGGGACCAAAUGGCCACGGAGACACAUCAGGUGGCUGCAGAUGUCGAGUCAAUAAUCAGCUGUGUCACCCCAACUGCCAAAACUGCCACUAAGAUGAAUACACUUGCGCACACGCAGCACAGACGUAUGCCACCAAAACAAACGCAGGACUUUACCACCUUCAUCACCUGUUUUGCCAGCCUUGCUGCUGGCAACAUGACAAUAUCUUUUGGAUAUGACCAAGUGGUGGUCCUGCCCUGGAGGCACAUGUUUCCUCAGUGGUGAGCGGUAAGAGUAUAGAUAUAAGAGAGCUAUUUCCAUAGGUUGAAAUGGACCGCGACGGAGAUUGUCACCUGUUUUCCAUCCUCACAACUAACAAUUCCAACAGCCAGUGGGACUGAUAACACCAGACAGACAUAGCUUACCAUAAAGCCCUGGCAUUUUGUUAAAAAAUGUUACAAAAUGCUAAAAAAUGUCACAAAGGUGUACUAUGUUGUUCAGGGGAUGUAUUCUAACAUAUACAACUGCUAACUCUCUAUAAACAAAUAUUUUUGGGGGGCAGAAAUCUUAUGGAAUUGUGUUAAUUGGGUAAUAUGUCAGGUAACAUAGUUACUAUGGACUGUUUAUGUAUGUGAAGGAAAAUGAUUUAUCUUGCAUUCCUUUAUUUAGUACAUUAAGCCAAUGUGUUUAUAAUGCAGAACAAGCUACUAUGACCUACUGAAUGACUCUGAAGGAUCAUAAAGUAUCCUUGUCUUUUCGAUAUAAGUAUUUCUUAUGAAUGCUAAUGGAUGGGUGGAUAAAUAAAAAUGCUAUAUUGUCAUUAGGUUUACAGUUAUCUUGUAACUUGAGUGUUAUUUCUUCAAGGAAUGCAGAUGAAGAUGCACACCCAAACAUUUGAGGCUAGGUGUAGACUUUGAAGGCAUUAAAUGAAAAAUUAGAGAAACAGUGCACUUUGUCUUGCUCCCAUAUUCAUGCUUUACCUGCAUUAGCAGUAUAGGCCUACCAUGCUUCACCAUGUAGCAUCCACCUGGGGUCUCUUCCUUAAUGUUCCUCUACAAAGUGAUGUGCCUCGAGAAAUGUCAAGGAGGACCAAACGUAUUUUAUUAAGUGCCUGGUCCAAGGUCAUCAAGUCACUGCCUUAUUAAA